GUUUUUUUUUUUCUUGUUAAUUUAUAUGUUUAGAAUAUACAACUGCCCGAUAAAAUUUAAAAAAAAAAUAGCCGCAGCCCGCCUUUUGGAAACUGCUUUCUUACAGUAAAUGCAGCCAUGCCAGUUUUUGUGUAACUUAACAACACUGUCAUUUCACCUCCCACUUCCUUGUUUCGAUUGUGUCAUGCGUCCGAUCCAGUGCAUAUUGAAAGCGAACAGACCCAUUAAAAUACCAUGUUGUUUUGAUUAGGCCACAUUUGAAAACGUUCAAAUAUAUAUUAAUGUGACUUAUUUGCAAAGAAACAGCCCUGUUAAAUGGUUUGGUAAGUGUGCAGACCAUAAAACUAAUUCUCUGGAGCACAUUCUAACCAGAUGGUUCCAAAGCAUGACACUGCCAUCACCAUGCUUCACUGUCAAGAUGUCAGGUCAAGGACUCAUACACAAAAAGACCGAUUGCUGAAAUUUGAACAAAAUGUCCUUUAAGUGUACACACCUGUACAAUCAGAGAUACAUUUUUUUUGCAGUUAAACUGUGCAAGGUAUAUAUAGAACCUUUGAAAGUACAUAAAUGAUCUUUUUGUGGUAUUAUUUAUAUUAUACAGUGGAACCUUGGUUAGCGUAUGCCCCGGUUUGAGUGGGUUUUUUUUGGUUAACGUCGUAAAUGUACACCAGGGAUCACCAACGUGGUGCCCGCGGGCACCAGGUAGCCCCCCACGACCACAUGAGGUUCCCGCAAGCCUGCUUUUCAUUCAGGUUUUCAGUUAAUAAUGUGAGAACACUAGAAAGAAAUGUAUUCUGAAACAUAAAAUGUGAGUUGUGGAUACCAGCAUUUUGUGAAUGUUUUGGUAAAACGAGCAUAUUUGAUCUGUUUGGGUUGAAAUAAGGUAUGAAAAUCAUUUCUACAAAAAUGAGUAGCUCGUGGCCAUUUUCAUUUUGUAAAAGUAGCUCUCGCAAGAUAAAACGUUGGUGACCCCUUAUGUACACCAACCUUUUGCCUCGGUUUGCGUACAUUUUCUGGUUAGCAUACAAUAUGGCGUGCGUCUCGUCACGUUAUUAAUACACUGCAUGUCCAACUGUGUUCUUAAAGGAAAACUGAACUUUUUUUGGAAUUUUGCCCAUUGUCCACAAUCCUUAUGUGAAACAUGACCACAUGUUUUUCUCUUUUUUGUGCAUUCUAAAGAGAGAAAAAUAGCACAAAAAAUGGCUAGCAUGUGGGAGCUGACAAUGCACACCUAUUUCGACUACUUACGAUCGAUUCAGUGCCCUGAGAAUGCAGUGACCUGAAUGAAUGAGAAUAUUCGCAGGCGACGUCAUUUUAAUAGUAUGAAGUUAAUAUUAAAGAAAGAUGUUAUUUCUUUAAAGUUGAAAUAUUAUGAAAAACAAGUUUUAUGAAGUUCAAGUUUUUGGAAAAUUAAGUUGCAGGAAAAGUUGUAAUGUUACAAGAAUAAAGUCAUAAUAUUAGUUAACAUAAUUAAAUUAAUUACUUUGACAAGAAGAAAGUUGAAAUAGUGGAUCAAACAAAAAAAAAACAGCUGUAAUUUUAUGAGAAUAAAGUCAGAAUAUUAAGAGGGAAAAAGUUAUAUUCUAACAAGAAAAAAGUCAUAAUUUUAUGAGUGUCACGCGCUACGGUGACACCUGUCGCCUGUUUUAGUUUUGUGCUGCUUUCCAUUAUGUUGUAUAUUAUUGCUGACCUCUCCUGUUUACUUGCUCAGACGGUGACACCUCCUGAGCUGGGCGGAGCUACUGGAUCCCUGCAGCUGUGUUCAAUCAGCUACCUUUUUAGUCUCCUCACCUGCAGCCUGCCAGUGCUGGAUUAUUGUCAAUGGUUGUGCUUCCAGACCAUGUGCUUUUCUCCUGCUACCACUUACCUUACCCUCCUGUUGCAGUUCCUCUGGCUACUCCAACCAGCUCUGUCGUCCUGCUGCACCGGACCUCCGUCCAGCUCAUGUGGUAGUUCCAGUACCUUUUUGGAGGAGAGUGUUGAUGUCAAGGCUCUGAGGGCCAGGUUCAGCAGCAAGGCCAGGACUUCACACACCAGCAGCCGAGACAGCAACUCACCGAGAUCGCCACAGUCCAGAACAGAAAAGGGUUUGCUCUUUCCAAGCUUUUCUCCACCAGGACAUCCACAUAUGGCUGGGGUAGACGUGGUGAGGUCCCAAACAGAAGAAACAACAGCGGCCUCCACCCUCUCCAAGCCUGUUUUUUUCCCCCAGUCGCCUCCCAUUCCAGGAGUCUCAACAUCAGUGCAGUCUUCGGGCGUUGGUAAGGUCAAACAGACGGGGGAGCUUUUGCAGAAAAUGAUGCUGCGAAGUGCUGUAGGUACCAAAGUCCCCUGUCCUGCUCCAACCUCGACACCUCUGCAACUGCGACAGAGGAGCACAGGCAGUGCCAUUCCACUGAGGAGGCCACUGCCCCCUGAAGGACCACUGCCCUUGAAACCCAAACGGCCUCCCAACAUUAACCUGGAGCACUUCCAGAACGUCACUCGGCGGGGUUGGCCAUUUCCUGCUUCGAGGACAAAAGAUGGUUCUCCAGGCUUGGGAGCAAGACGAAUGUCAUCACCUGGAGCGACCACUUCAUCACAUCCUCUGCCACAGUCCAUAAAACCCAGAAGGUUGCAGAACCAGGUGCCUGCUAUGGACAUUGACAGCAACCAGGACACUUAUGAUGACAUUGCAAACUUGGAGGAAAAAGAGUCCUGGAGCAACAGCAGUUCACAGUGGAUGGAAGGGGAUGAAAGUGACGUGUACGAGGAUAUUGAUGAAGUUCAUGUUGGAUGUGACAGGAACCAAGUGCGGGUGAACUGGGACGCUGACAAGAAAAAAGAAACAAGAGAAAAGAGGCAUCAAGCCGUGAUGAAGCGAUUGCAAAGAGAAAAUGAGUUAAGGAAAAAAUUCCAGUUGCAAGAGGAGGAGGAAAUUCUCCACACUGCCAGAGUUCGUUACGACUGGAACGGGGAAGGAAAACUGGACCUCAAGGUGCACCAAGGCCAGACUGUGGAGAUCGUCAGAGUGAAGAAUAACCCAGAGGGCAAGUGGUUGGCUCGCUCCCUGGAUGGAAAGUAUGGAUACAUCAGUAACACCUGUGUGGAUGUCGACUAUGAGGCAGUGAGACGUAAAUUGAUCCAGUCCAGGAAAAUCGAAGCACCGACUUUACCUCCACCACCUCCAGAUCCACCUCAGAUGUUACAUAUGGAUACCAGAAACAGUUUGGGUCACGGUCAAGAUGACUACGAUGGCUUUCAUCUACCAGCUGAGGAUUUCCCACCACCACCACCUGAGAUUAGCAUAGAUCCCAAAGUGGAAAAGGAGCUCAGGAAAAAAUUCAAGUACAAGGGUCCGCUCAGGGUAAUAGACACUCUGAUGGUGGAUCCUAACGCUGUCAUGAAGAAGCCAGGAGGGAAGGACCUCCAUGUGACGCAGGGUGACGUUCUGGAUGUCAUCCAGCUCACCGACAGCAAAAAAGCUCUGUGCCACAACAGCACAUCAGGAAAAUAUGGUUAUGUGUCCAGAAACCUUCUUCUUCCAUUGGAUGGGGACAUAUAUGAUGAUAUUGAAUAUUCAAGUGAUCUCCAUGACAACGACUUUCUUCACGCGGACUAUUAACCCAUGUCAGACGAAACACACAAGCUUACUUGGAAAGAAAUUAAGUCAAACACAAGCCUGAGAACCAAAGCCCACUUUUAGAGUUGUCAUGCUUGUAAACAAAAACAAUG
Messenger RNA from Dunckerocampus dactyliophorus (ringed pipefish), 3714 nucleotides. RefSeq names its product FYN-binding protein 1. The transcript has 16 exons. Gene Ontology annotation, molecular function: protein binding. Gene Ontology annotation, cellular component: plasma membrane. Lineage: Eukaryota; Metazoa; Chordata; Actinopteri; Syngnathiformes; Syngnathidae. Bases 1670 to 3604 code for a protein of 644 amino acids. The record is from RefSeq and is a predicted model, not a curated record. Gene Ontology annotation, biological process: integrin-mediated signaling pathway; T cell receptor signaling pathway; protein localization to plasma membrane.